AUGCUGGGAUCACCUUACAUCAAGUUUAUUUAUAUUUUAAGUUUACCCUUAGAUAAGAUAAAUAAGAAAAUCUUGUGUUUUAGAAGAGGUUUUUCUAUUCUAAAAGGGGUUAAUCAGCAGGAAACGUCGUCGGAUGACGAUGGAUCCUCAGAGGCUACACGUGAUAUAACUUAUGAAUUUAAUGAAUUUUCUAAUUUAAUACCUCAACAUAAAAAAAAAGUCAACAAACAGUUUUUACAAUGA
Messenger RNA from Bipolaris maydis ATCC 48331, 243 nucleotides. The record is from RefSeq and is a predicted model, not a curated record. Lineage: Eukaryota; Fungi; Ascomycota; Dothideomycetes; Pleosporales; Pleosporaceae.